Metopolophium dirhodum (rose-grain aphid) is the source of this 2257-nucleotide messenger RNA. It is a transcript of the gene Vps33B, whose product is annotated as vacuolar protein sorting-associated protein 33B. Gene Ontology annotation, biological process: intracellular protein transport; vesicle-mediated transport. NCBI's taxonomy places the organism in Eukaryota, Metazoa, Arthropoda, Insecta, Hemiptera, Aphididae. The record is from RefSeq and is a predicted model, not a curated record. The coding region runs from base 260 to 1969 and encodes 569 amino acids. The transcript is spliced from 2 exons. Gene Ontology annotation, cellular component: CORVET complex; lysosome.
UAAAAAUGUAUAAUUUCCACUUUGAUUUUUGAUUAUUAUUUAUUACCUAUAUAUUAUAACAGGUAUUAUUUGUUACUUACUAUAGUUAUUGGCUUCUGUUGUUUGCACCAAAACCUGCAGGUUCAGAAUUAGUAUUAUAUUAAUAUUUUAAAUUUUAAAAAUAUUAAUUAUGAAAUAGGUACCACCUACCUAUAUAAAUAUAUUUUUUAUUAUUUUAACAAUUUUUGCUUUUAAAUUAUAUGUUUAGAAAAUAUUAAUUAUGUUUGACAAAAAGGUGUUAAAUGCUUUUCCUCAAAUAUCCCACACAAAUUUAAUCAAUAUACUGAAAGAUAUGCCCGGACCUAAAGACUUAGUUGUAGAACAUAGACUUUUUAAACCCCUUGAAAUGUUCAUCGAUAUGAAAAGUUUAAGGCUUUAUGGGGUGGAAAAGGUAUAUAAACUGCAAGAAUCGAUCAAUCCAAUUACCGAUCGGCAGUGUGUCUUUUUGGUGUCGUCUAAUCUACCAGCGACAAAAAUUAUUUGCGAUCUCAUUAACUCGUGUCUAAGUAGGACAAGCAUAGCUGAAGAUAUUAUUAAAAUCAUUCUUGUUCCCAGGUCAUUGAUUACUAUUGAAAAACAAUUUGAAGAGGAAGGUGUCUACGGGUACAUUCAAAUAUUUGAAUUUCAAUGGGAUUUCAUUCAUUUAGGAGAUUCAUUACUUUCAUUGGAGAUGAUAGAUUUCUACAAAAAUGUGUUUGUCGAAGAAAACCAGUCAUUGUUAUUGCCUGUUGCCAAAGCCUUGUGGACAGCUUUUAUGGUUUUGGGGUUUCCUAAGACUGUGUGUGUAAAUGGAAAGUCAUCUACCGCUGUUUAUAAAUUAUUGAAUAGAUGUUUUACAGAUAGAGGAAAGCCUAGCAUUAAUAGCGGAUCAUGUUUUUGUAUUUUAGAUAGGGAUUUUGAUUAUGCAAGUGUUCUGUUAACUCCUUGUACAUAUGCCAGUCUUUUAGAUCAAGUAGUCGGUAUACAAAACGGUAUAGUUGAGAUAAAAAAAAUUGACGGAACUAAAUCUAUAAAAAACUUAUGUAACCCCGAUGAAACAUACGAAUAUGUCAAAUACAAGCAGUUUGGUGAUGUGUUAAAUUACUGGAAAUCAAAAUCCAAGGAAUUGCAGGAUAAACUGGAAAAGAGCAAAAAACUGCAACUAGAUGAAAUGAAACUGUAUGUUACUCAAGAGUUACAGAGUGUCUUAAUGUCAAAGAAAAAUCUUACGUUCCAUAUAGAUGCGUCUGAAGUUGUAUCAAAAGUAAUAGGUGAUAAAUUUAUUGAUUAUAUUACUCUAGAAAAAAAUAUGUUAGAAAACAGAAGUCGUAAAGAAAACUUAAACUGUAUAGAAGAUUUGUUGGCCUUUGGAAAAGGUAGUGCCAACAAUAUACUGCAGCUCAUAUGUUUAUUUUCACAAUGCCAAGAUGGAUUUACUUCAAUUGAACUAAAUAAUAUUAAAACAAAAUUUUUACACCAAUAUGGAUUCAAGUAUUUUGAAACAUUCCAUGUUUUAGAGAAAAUGAAUUUAAUAGUAAAACAUGAUAAUAGCUCGGUUUUAAACAGUAAUUUAAAUAAAAUUAUAUCCAUUAAUAAAACCAAACAAAUGAUGCAAAACAUGAUGCAGAAAUUAAGGCUUGUAGAUGAUAGCGAGCAUUGCAUGAGUGCAGCAUUUGGUGGAUCAUAUGUCCCUGCUAUUGGUAAGCUAAUAGAGAUUAUGUGUAAAGAAGAAAUGCCCGAGGAAGAAAUUGUUAAAUUAUUAUCUAACUAUUCAUUCCAAGUUAAUGAUUUUAAGACUGGUAUAAAAACUGUAUAUGUUAUGGUAAUUGGAGGUAUAACAUACGCUGAACAAGCGGCACUUCAUUUUUUAGAAAAAUCAAUGAGUAUAAAAAUUAUUAUUUUUAGCACAAAUAUAAUUAAUGGAAAUAUUUUAAUGAACUCUUGUUUGUAGUAUCAAUAUAAAUUACCCAUAGAUAGCAAAUUAUUUUUAACUUUUUACAAAAAAAAAAUGUUUUAUUAUUAUAUUCAGUAUUUAAUUUGUAUAAUAUUUCCUAUGUGAAAUAAAAAAUAUUGAAUAAUGCAUUAAUACUGUAUUAGAGAAUUUUAUAUUAAUAUUUAAUAUGUGCAAUAGUUGGUAUAUGUGUAAUUUUAUAGUGAAUAAUAAAUUAUUGUUUAUGUAUAAUUGUUAUUUGAUUGAUUUUAAGAUGUUUUAGUAUUAAUAUAAGUUAUUACUUUGUAG